Messenger RNA from Penicillium canariense, 1515 nucleotides. Its product is annotated as cytochrome P450. The annotation marks the transcript as partial. The transcript has 5 exons. The record is from RefSeq and is a predicted model, not a curated record. Lineage: Eukaryota; Fungi; Ascomycota; Eurotiomycetes; Eurotiales; Aspergillaceae. Gene Ontology annotation, molecular function: heme binding; iron ion binding; oxidoreductase activity, acting on paired donors, with incorporation or reduction of molecular oxygen.
AUGCUUUCAGUGACUGAUCUUGUCAUCAAUCUCGGUGCUUCGGUGGCUAUCAUCUUCGUCUCUCGCUUCAUCUGGAACUACCUCCGCUCUCCACUCAAGGCUUUCCCCGGCCCUGCAGCGACCAGUUUCACCAAUCUCUGGCGUCUGUACGAUGUAUCUAAAGGACGCUGCGAUAUUACCCAGAAUGCCCUGCACCGAAAGUACGGACCUGCCGUUCGGUUGGGCCCACGCAUGCUUAGUCUGUCGGAUCCGAGUCUGAUCAAUCAAGUUUAUACUGUGAAGAGCCCGUGGCAGAAGAGUGAUAUGUACAAUGUGAACGAUGUCCUCGUCGGGGGAAUGCGCCUCAGUAACUUGUUCUCCACGCAGGAUGAGCAGUGGCACUCGACUUUUAUCCGGCCUGUUAAGGGCUUGUACUCGAUGACUAAAGUCCAGGAUAUGGAGCCUGGCGUGGAUAAAACGAUCAAUGUGUUUUUUGAGAAGCUGCGGGAGCGGUUUGCCCGCCCCGGACAGAUCUGUGAGAUGUCUGACUAUCUCCAUUUCUUUGCCUGGGAUGCGAUGAGCCAGAUCACCUUCUCCAAGGACCUUGGGAUUCUUGAGGCAGGGAGUGACUACAAGGGCUUCCUGGGUCGAUCAAAUAAGAGUCUGGACUACUUCGCUGCUAUCAGCCAGAUCCCGCUGCUCGACAUGGUCCUAGACAAGAACCCCAUCGUACGAAUUGGACCCCCCACCUUCAUGUGGGCCAACAUCUUCAGUGUGGAACAGCUCCAGGAGCGUCUCCAGAAGGGACCCCUCCCCGCCGGACAGACCGAUUACCUCGAUAGAUUCCUCGAGGCCAAGAAGAAGUACCCGGAAAUCGUCAACGACAAUAUCGUCGUCACGUACCUACUUUCCAAUGUUCUCGCGGGCAGCGAUACCACGGCUAGCACGAUGUGCUCCGCCGUCUACCACAUUCUCAAGCACCCUUCCGUGCACAAGAAGCUCGUCGAAGAGCUGCGCUCCACAAACAUCGCUCUACCCGCGAAGUGGAAGGAGCUCCAGGGGUUGAAGUAUUUCGACGCCGUGAUGCGCGAGGCAAUGCGCGUAACCCCCGGUAUCGGCCAGACGAUCGAGCGCAUCGUGCCACGGGGUGGUUUCUCCCUGCCUGAUGGACGGUUCGUGCCAGAGGGCACUAUCGUCGGCAUGAACCCGUCGGUCAUCAACAGGAACGAAGCCGUUUUCGGCGCGCACACCGAGUCUUUCCUUCCGGAGCGAUGGCUUCCGAGUCCUGGAGAGUCGGACGAUAUGUACCAGGCGCGAUUCGCGAAGAUGAAGGGUGCCGACUUCACAUUUGGGGGUGGAACCCGGGCUUGUCUUGGACGGUACCUUUCUCUACUGGAGGCGUAUAAGCUCAUUGCUUCGCUGUUUAUCUCUUUUGACUUGGAGCUUCCGAACCAAGAUCAGGAGUGGCAACUUACCCACUCGUGGUUCGUGCGACAGACCGGGAUCCCUGUUCGCAUCACAGAACGACCUGCUACG